GUCGCCGCUUUGGCAUUAUUAUCCGUCAUUCUUUACCGGCUUUAUUUUCAUCCUCUCAAACACAUUCCUGGCCCGCUGUUAGCAAGGACAUCUUCAAUUUUCCUCUAUGUGAUCAGCUACCUGGGCCUCGAAGCCCGUGUCCUUCGCCAUUAUCACAAAGUUUAUGAUACAAAAGUGCUACGAGUAGCACCAAACUCAGUUUCUGUAUCUGAUGGCGCUUCUAUUCACACUAUUUAUGUGGCUGGGGGUGGGUUUGCGAAGGAUGCCAGAUACGCCAACUUCAACAUGGGACCUGUAACUACCAUUUUUUCGAGCCUGGACACCGAUUAUCGUGACUUGCGCGCCAAGGCUGUUGCGCCCCUUUUCUCAACAGCUCGUCUUCGCACUGCUUCUUUACAUGGAGGUGUUAUCCAUGAAUGUGUCUCAGAGUUUGUCACCCAGCUCGCUAGUCUCAAAGCCGACUGCAAGACGAACCAUGCCAAGUUGGAUAUCCUAGACCAGUGCGCCCGUCUCUCUCUGGACGUUGUGACUGGCUAUCUGCUGAACGAGCCGUACGGUGGUCUGGCCGAGCACCAGCAACUUCCCAUGGAGAAGCGGCGGGAUGCCAAGCUCAGCAUAAACCCAUUCAUAUUCGCCAUUGUGGGGUUUUCGCGCUUCUCGUUGCUUCCAAACUGGCUUUUCAAAUUCAUGUACUCUCUCUACAGCCGCUUUAGCUUCAGCGAGGAAGUGGGCAGAUGUUUUGCCAGCAUGGACUCGUUUGCGCGUCGUCUAGUCAGCCAGACUCUUGAAGUCGAUCCCGCCAAAAGGCAAGACUCGUACCAAACUCGACUUUUGGCAGCGGGAAUUACACCUUCGGAGACCGAAGUUCAGUGCCAGGCCGUCGUAUUCGCCGGUUCUGACUCCACAGCCGUUAAGUUGGCCACAAUUCUGUUUCAUUUGGUGCAGAAUCAGGACUGCCUGCGCCGACUGAAGGAAGAACUGCAGGCGGCAGAGACUGAAGACGAAGGCUUAGCCCUGCAAGAACAGCCAUACCUACUUGCUGUCAUCAAGGAAGGCUUGCGAGUGGGUAUGGCUAAUCCAACUCGCAUGACACGAGUUGUUCCCGCCAAGGGCAUGUUAGUCGGAGAUGUCUACAUCCCACCAGGUACUAUUGUUGGAGUUGCGCCGUAUAUUGUGCACCAUGAUCCAGCUGUAUUUCCAGAUCCAUUUGCAUUCAGGCCUGAGAGAUGGCUCGAGGGUGGUAGGGACAAUGGGUUGAAGAGACCCAAUAUGGACAGGAGCUUACUGAUGUUUGGAGCUGGUUUGCGAGCAUGUAUAGGAAGAAACCUGGCGCAGAAACAGUUGACGGAGACGAUUAAGGCCGUUGUGAAAAGUAGU
Molecule: messenger RNA, 1377 nt
Organism: Trichoderma harzianum CBS 226.95
Lineage: Eukaryota; Fungi; Ascomycota; Sordariomycetes; Hypocreales; Hypocreaceae
Exons: 1
Molecular function (GO): heme binding; iron ion binding; monooxygenase activity
Source: RefSeq, a predicted model, not a curated record